This is a messenger RNA of Peniophora sp. CBMAI 1063, 1368 nucleotides long. NCBI's taxonomy places the organism in Eukaryota, Fungi, Basidiomycota, Agaricomycetes, Russulales, Peniophoraceae. The record is from the annotation of a GenBank genome assembly.
AUGGCCAGCGCAGAAGGCAGGAAACACGCCCGUUCGUUCUCCGCCCUCGCCGACCCAAGCGCCGUGGUGAAGAUGCAGCCGUCGAACGUCGCCCCGAUCAAGACGCUGGACAAGAACGGGGAGGAGAUCACGACCGUCGGCUUUGACCGCUUCGGCUUUGACUGCGAGGUCCCGCUCGAGGUCGUCCGCGCCCUCUACCUGCGCCCGCACUACAUCGUGACGCAGACGUCGGACGAUGCCGACAUCGACUCCAAGGAGGACUCGGCCCACGCAAAGUUCACCGGCCAGUUCGCAGCCUACCAGUCCAAGAGCAUCUACCACCCCGACUCCCAGUCCAUCUCCUACACCACCCUCUCCCGUUUCCCGCCCGUGAAGCUUCUCCCGCCCUCCCAGCGCAAGCGCGUCCUCGUCACGGGAGGCGCCGGCUUUGUUGGCUCCCAUCUCGUCGACCGCCUCAUGCUUCUCGGCCACGAGGUCACCGUGCUCGACAACUUCUUCACCGGCUCAAAGACCUCCGUAUCCCACUGGCACGGACACCCCAACUUUGAGCUCGUCCGCCAUGACGUCGUCGAGCCCUUCAUGAUCGAGUGCGACCAGAUCUACCAUCUCGCGUGUCCGGCCUCGCCGCCGCACUACCAGAUCAACGCCGUCAAGACGCUCAAGACCUCUUUCCAGGGCACCCUCAACAUGCUCGGCUUGGCGAAACGCACAAAGGCCCGCUUCCUCAUCACGAGUACAUCCGAGGUAUACGGCGACCCCGAGGUGCACCCUCAACACGAGGACUACUGGGGUCACGUCAACCCGAUCGGCCCGCGCGCCUGCUACGACGAGGGCAAGCGCGUUGCCGAGACGCUCACUUACGGCUUCCACCGGCAAGACAACGUCGACGUCCGCGUCGCGCGCAUCUUCAACACCUACGGACCGCGCAUGAACCCCUUCGAUGGCCGUGUCGUUUCCAACUUCAUCGUCCAGGCUCUUCGCGGCGAGGACCUAACCGUGUACGGCGAUGGAAGCCAGACGCGCUCCUUCCAGUACAUCCACGAUCUCGUCGACGGUCUGAUCGCGCUCAUGAACUCGGAUGAGACGCGCCCGACGAACAUCGGAAACGGCGACGAGUUCACGAUCUUGCAGUUCGCUGAGCUCGUGCGCGAUAUCGUCGAGAAGGUCCAGUCCGAGGACGGCGAGAAGAACGCUCGUCGCGUGAACAUCAUUCACGAGGGCCUGCCCACCGACGACCCCAAGCAGCGCCGUCCGGACACGACGCGUGCCAAGGAGAGCCUCAAGUGGCAGCCGCGCUGGACUGUGCGCAUGGGUCUGGAAGAGAUGGUCCGGUACUACAAGGCCAAGAUGGCCGAGGGCUCGCUCUAG